Molecule: messenger RNA, 810 nt
Organism: Chanos chanos (milkfish)
Lineage: Eukaryota; Metazoa; Chordata; Actinopteri; Gonorynchiformes; Chanidae
Gene: hoxa9a
Product: homeobox A9a
Exons: 2
Coding region: 1-810 (269 amino acids)
Biological process (GO): DNA-templated transcription; proximal/distal pattern formation; embryonic skeletal system morphogenesis
Cellular component (GO): nucleus
Molecular function (GO): RNA polymerase II cis-regulatory region sequence-specific DNA binding; DNA-binding transcription factor activity, RNA polymerase II-specific
Source: RefSeq, a predicted model, not a curated record
AUGUCGACAUCCGGAGCCCUGACAGGAUACUACGUGGAUUCUCUAAUUCUCCCCGAAAGCAAUGAGCUGGCUGGGGCCCACUUUUCCCCUGGCACGGGGCUUUCUCAACACAUAAGGCAACCAUCUCUCACCACCGAGCACACGGAGCUCGGGCCCUGCACGUUCCCGAACAAACCCUCCGUGUUCGCCAGUUCGAACUGGAGCCAUGCAACGGCGGCAUUUCCGAGCGGCGCACCUUCAAUGUACCAUCCUCAUCCCCAGCCACAGUCUUCAGUGGGAGGAGAUUACAUACAGUCCUGGCUGCUGGACCCUGCAUCUGGAUCUCUGCCGGUCACUGGACUACCGACGGGCCGUAACCACUUCCCUGUGAAAACGGACGUACUAAACAACCGAGGGCCUGAUGCAUCUACGGGGUCUCAUGCCCCAUUCCUUUCAGGGGACUUCACCAACGGGGGAUAUUACACGGACACCAAGACCCUCUCCACUCAGCCCACAGAAACAGGCGGUGAGAACGAGGAGAAACCGAUCAUCGAUCCAGCGAUGAAGUCUUUCUUCCUUUACUUUUCCCCAGACAACCCCGUGUCCAACUGGCUUCACGCGAGCUCCACGCGAAAAAAGCGCUGCCCCUACACAAAGCACCAGAUCCUUGAGCUGGAGAAAGAGUUUCUUUUUAAUACUUACCUCACACGCGACCGUAGGUACGAGGUCGCCCGACUCUUAAAUCUCACAGAAAGGCAGGUAAAAAUCUGGUUCCAAAAUCGACGGAUGAAGAUGAAAAAGUUCAACAAGGAUGUCGCUAAAGACGAAUGA